This is a messenger RNA of Leishmania mexicana MHOM/GT/2001/U1103, 3045 nucleotides long. RefSeq lists its product as hypothetical. The record is from RefSeq and is a predicted model, not a curated record. Gene Ontology annotation, molecular function: GTPase activator activity. Gene Ontology annotation, biological process: activation of GTPase activity. Lineage: Eukaryota; Euglenozoa; Kinetoplastea; Trypanosomatida; Trypanosomatidae. Bases 1 to 3045 code for a protein of 1014 amino acids. The transcript has a single exon.
AUGGAAGAGGACGGAGCUGUGGGCUUUCUUCCCUUGUAUGUGCAACGCCUGCGCGGACCCGGUCGAGUGCGCCGUGUUCCGCCAGGCACGGCGUACCGCUCUGCCGGCGCGCUGCUGCGUCGCCUGCUGCGCUACAACGAGGAUGGCGAGGUGCGCGUGGAGGUGGUGCGUGAGGCUGCCGGCGGUGUUAGUGCUGGCGCUGGGUACGCGGAGGGACGGCAAACUGCAGCUGCUACAGCAGCAGCACCAGAAGAGCUUCGGGAGGACCAGCAGCAGCAGCAGAUUGCGAUGACGCAGCGCUCACAGCCGAAGAACCAAGAUACCAAGAGCACCCGCACGAGAAGCCAAGCUCGACGCGAGCGUGCUUCCGUUUUGGCGAUAGAGACGGAGCGACGGUACGCUGCCGAGCAGGAGUCCAGAUUGGCGUCUCUUCUGCGGGCACUACCACUGCUCCGCGUAGUGCCACCACAGUGUCUGCUGCAGCAGGCCUACACGGAGGAGCUGGCGUCUGAGCCUGUGAGUGACGUAUUCACGUCACCAAGCGUAAGCAGAAGCUUCAACCCCAGCACGCCGGCACCGUCGGUAGCCCUCGUGACUCACAGAGAUCAGUCGCAGCUGGGUGCGGGCAGCAGCAGCAGUGCUGUGGACGGUGAUGGCCGAAACACAGACGGUAAUGCUGGCCAGCGUGGCGCCGCGACGGCGAUGAAUUCUUACGUACGCGGCGCCAACAGGCUCGGCCUCGGCUUGGCAGUUCUCCUCACCCCCGAAGAGGCGGCCGGGCUACACGGGACACCGCUGCGCCGACCGUCAGCACAACCCGCCAGUACCGCCGCCACUGCCGGCGGCGGUGUUGGCGACGGUAAGGCUCGCACUUCCUCGUUCACCCUGCUUAGCACUGUGAAUACCACGGCAGCUUCCAGCCCUGCUGGAGGCUUGCUCACCACCGUCCACGAGGAGGCAGCGUCAACGCGCACAACAGUGACGAGCUGCAGCGCCGACGCUACAGCAGGGAAGCCACCAAUGUCUGUGGAGGUGGCGGCCGAGAGCGCACAGGCAGCAGCAGCAGCUGCAGCAGCAACUCUCAACGGCAUCGUCAUCGACAGCGGGUUUGGCGUCACUAUCAAGGUUGGCGCCUCCUGCGACGAGCCCAACUCGCUUCGGUGUGUCGCGUGGGGUGGCUGCCGCCCAGCAUUGCUGCGAGCGGUGGUGUGGCGGCUGCUGAGCGACUACGCGCCUGCCGCCGUCACGCGACAGAAAGCGGAGCUGCAGCGCAAGCGCCGCCAGUACGAGGGCUACACGCGGCAGUACUGUAGUGCUCUGACGAUGCUGUCGCUGAGAGAGUCGCCGUCGACGUUGCCGCGGUUGUGCUCACACGGAAGUGGCGGCGCUGCCGGCGCUUCUGGCCUUCGCGACGCGGCAUCACUGUCUCGACUGCCCGGCAAUGGACUACUACCGAACAAUGGCCAUGGUCUGCCGCUCAGUGGCGGCGCAUCGUCCACGUCAGCGGUGGCGUCCCUCUCGCCAUACGAGCGCGCUAUCCUCCAUCAGAUGCUGCUGGACCUGCCGCGCCACCAGUCUCCCAUCUUUCAUGCCGGCCGCUCCCUCGCGGGCAUGGCGCGCUGCUUGUUUCUCUGGUCUCAGCGGCACCCUGCCGUCGGCUACGUGCAGGGCAUGGAUGACGUGGUCGCAGUUUUCUAUCAUGUCUUCCUUGCGGACGCGCUGCGGCAGUACGCACGAGUGUCGGCGCAGGCUGCCACGUACACGCGCGCGCCUCACCACCGGGCGACGACGCACGAAUGUGCGCGGAGAACAAGCGGGACGGCAGGGGCAGCUCGCUUGGACAGUGGAAGCGACGACGGUGAGGGGGACGACAGUGACGAUAAAGCUGCCUCGGCGAGCGGCGCGGAGCUGGGCAGCAUGAUCUGUGACAAGGGCACGCGAGCCGUUAUGCGUCUGCUGGUGUCGUCGCUCUCUGCCUCGGCGCAGCGGACAUCUUGGUCUUCCCCAGCCGCGUCGACACCAACGGAGUUGGCGACGCCAAUCACCAUGCUGAUGCUCAGCGCGCCUGCCACUCCCGCCACCACAGCCGCCGCGCUUUCCCCCUACCUUUCCGAGGAGGACCUUGACGUGCUGUCCGACACACCCGCCGCCCUGGACGCGAUGCUGGCAGAGUUACCGGAGAGCUACCUGACGCAGGUCGAGGGGGACACGUACUGGUGCGCCGGUCGUGUUCUGUCGCUGCUGCAGGACAACUUCAUGCCGGGACAGCCGGGCAUCUUACGCAAUGUGCGUCGCCUCGAGGCCCUCGUGCGCACCGUUGACCCCUCUCUCAUUGCCUUCCUGGACGGGUAUGGCUUGACCGUGAUGGACGGCUGCUUCCAAUGGCUGCACUGUCUACUGGCACGUGAGCUGCCGCUGCCGCUGCUGCUGCGCCUCUGGGACUGCUACCUGGCGAUCGGGAUUGGUGGUGAUCGUGCGCCACCGACGACUGCAACGGCCAGCGGCGCUCCCACGACAACUUCUUCGCUGGCCGCCGCCGUGGCAGCGCAAGGGUCCUCAGCUAGCGACGAGGAGAUCAUGUACUUCCACGUAUGCGUGUGCUGCGCGCUGCUCCGCAAUCUGCGCACCAACCUGCUCGGUAACUCCUCGCAGACUUCCACUUCGGCUGCACCAGCGGCGCCGAGCGGAAGGUGGGGCGCGGCGGCUCUCGCCACGGUGCUGCCCAUCUUUGGCUCGCGCACCACACAGCAGGAGGGGAACGGCGCGGCGGCACCUUCCGCAGCAGACGCAGCCGCACGUUCGGGGACGUCUUCGACAGCUGAACCGCCCAUUGACGUCGUGAUGAACACGCUGAAGCAUCCGUUCGAGGCGCUCUUCCCCCAAUACGCGUCCGCGAAGCAGCAGCAGCAGCUGGAUAGGGAAGACAAGCAUGAGCGGUGUGGCGAGCGCGCACGGGCGCGGACGCUGGAGGCGGCAAUGCGGUGGCUGGAUAUCCUAAUUGCCGAUGCUUACUGCAUCUGGCGGAAGCAUCCGAUGCAUGGUUGA